Molecule: messenger RNA, 612 nt
Organism: Candidozyma duobushaemuli
Lineage: Eukaryota; Fungi; Ascomycota; Pichiomycetes; Serinales; Metschnikowiaceae
Exons: 2
Coding region: 1-612 (203 amino acids)
Biological process (GO): nucleolar large rRNA transcription by RNA polymerase I; transcription initiation at RNA polymerase I promoter
Cellular component (GO): RNA polymerase I upstream activating factor complex
Molecular function (GO): rDNA binding; RNA polymerase I general transcription initiation factor activity
Source: RefSeq, a predicted model, not a curated record
AUGCAGGGACCUCCUGAAGAACUACCGAGAAAUAAAGGAGAAUCCACAUAUCAGAAAGAGAGUUUUGAAAAUGUUCAGCAGCUGACAGACCCUCAGGAUCAACGCGAUGGGUUGAAGCCAUCAUUAUCAACUAAUGAUGAUCAAGACACUCCAGCUACAGAGGAAACAAAAGAAAGUCUGGUAGCUAGCUCUCAAACUUCUGCUUUGAAAACUAGCGGGAAAUCAGAUAGAGCAUUCAGAGGAGACUGGGGUUAUGUCGAUCUAUACAACUCAUCUGUCGACAACUUCUUCAGUCUAGAGUACUUGGAGCUACCGAAAUCAAAGAAACGAAAACUUGAAGACAGCGUGGUAACUACCGAACGAGCAUAUUACCGACCAGUAAAGGUCGAAGGUUCCACUGACGAGAUUAAUGGGCAUGCUGAUCAGCUGAACUCUCACGAAGAUCUCUUUGAUAGCUUGAAGUCAGGAACUUAUUGGACCGCAGAUGAGAAGGAAAUCUUUUUUAGUUGUCUCGCCAGAUUCACUAUUCACAGGGUCGAAGACUUCCUGGAUCAUUUACUCGUGAGCUACGAGACCAACAAAUCUGUGAAACACACUCCGUUCAUAUCAUAG